AUGAUGGAGCUGGUCUGUGGGAUCUCGCUGCUUUGCAAGGGCUCUGAGGAGGACAAGAUCCAGGCGGUCUUCAAAGUUUUCGACGAGAAUGACGACGGCUUCAUCUCCAUGGACGAAAUGUACAAGUUCCUAACCUCGGUAUUCAAAGUUGUCCUCACGCCUGCUGUGAUUGGCGCCAUGAACAGCAUGGGUGUGAGCGUGGAGUCGGCAGAGGACUUGGCAUCGGUGACGGCCUUGGAAUGCUUCAAGUCAGCAGACUUGAAUCACGAUGGCCGCCUCUCUAUAGAUGAGUUCAAGACAUGGUUCUACGGGCCACGGAAUGACCCGGCAUUUAUGUUCUCACCCGUGCGGAAACUGCUCCAAUGA
Symbiodinium sp. CCMP2456 is the source of this 366-nucleotide messenger RNA. Lineage: Eukaryota; Dinophyceae; Suessiales; Symbiodiniaceae. The record is from the annotation of a GenBank genome assembly.